Molecule: messenger RNA, 1998 nt
Organism: Apis mellifera (honey bee)
Lineage: Eukaryota; Metazoa; Arthropoda; Insecta; Hymenoptera; Apidae
Gene: DNApol-alpha73
Product: DNA polymerase alpha subunit B
Exons: 7
Coding region: 178-1947 (589 amino acids)
Biological process (GO): DNA replication initiation; DNA replication
Cellular component (GO): alpha DNA polymerase:primase complex
Molecular function (GO): DNA binding
Source: RefSeq, a predicted model, not a curated record
CAUUGAACAUGUGAUAUUUCUUUAUAAUAUACACACACAUGCAUACGCGCGUGCGUGCGCACAUGACAUACCUACAAAGCAUUGUAACACUGAAUAUGAAUGAAGAUUCUGCGCAUGUCGUAUAUUGUUUCAUUAUAUUUAUUGGCGGGAAAAAACUGAAAAGUACAGUAUAUUAAAAUGUCAAAAGAAUCGUUAAAUUUAUGUUUCUAUAAUUUAGGUUGUGAUAUUUCUGAUAAAUCUAUCAUCGAUAAAUGUGUACAAUUUUGUCAUGUUUAUAAUAUAGAUGAAGAAAAAUUUUUAGAAUUAUGGGUAGCAUAUACUAUUACACAUUCAUUAGAUAUUAAUCCAACAAUAAACAAUCUUAUUCAAUUUGAGGAUGAAGAACUUAAAAAAAAUAAUGAAUGUGUCGUAACACAAACCAUAUCAAAUAUACAUACUCUGGAUAUACAACCUAAAGAAGAUAUUAUUAAUAAUGUUUUGGAAUUGUAUAAUACUGGAGAAUGUUCUACAUCAAAGCAAAUUAAAAGAGCAAGGAGUCCAUCAGCAGAAUUAGAGAAUGAUACAAAAUUACGGGCAAUAGAACAAAUUUUUCCAUCAUCGAUAUAUACAUCAAAUUUAAAUGUACCCAUUCGUUCACCGAGCAAUACAGUUAAAGCUAAAAUUCUUUUGUAUUUUGGUCCAAAUAUUCAGAAUUGGAAAACUCAAAACGAUUACGAAGUAUCGAUCGUUCAAGCUGAUAAUCCCCAUAUACCAAAAGAUGCAGUAUACAUGUAUGAAAUGCUUUUCAAACAAGGAGUCUUUCUCAGCAGUCGUUGUAAAAGUUUUGGUGAGCGUCUAUGUUAUACUUGGAACGAAAUGGGACCCUCGAAUUCUAACAUGCGUUACGUGAGAAACAUAAUGUGUAUAAGUCAAACAGCAUUUAGAACAUGGGGUAGAAUAUUUAUAAUGGAUGAUACUUCUACUGGUAGUAAAAUUGUUAUGUUGGAAGGUUCUAAAACAAAUGUUGGUGAAAAAAAUGCUCCUAUUAUACGUUUGGAUCUUAGUGGAGUUAAACAUUAUUCAUUGUUUCCUGGUCAAAUAAUUGCAGUGGAAGGUUUUAAUACUACUGGAGAUACUCUAAUAGUAAAACAGUUAUUUGUUAAGGGAUAUGCACAAUUAUUUGAUGAACCAAAAUUAUCAGUAGAUAUAAAAAUUUAUGUUGCGGUUGGCCCAUUUACACCUUCUGACAAUUUAAAUUAUCAACCAUUAUGGGAUCUUAUGAAUCGUGUUGCAGAAGAAGAACCAAAUAUAUUAAUAUUAAUUGGACCUUUUAUAGAAUAUACACAUCCUGAAAUUAAAAACUGUACCUUGAAAGAGACAUAUCAAGAUUUUUUUGAUGCAAUUUUGAUGAAGAUUCUACAAUAUUUGCAAGGGAAAUCAACACGUAUUGUAUUAGUAUCUUCUAAUCGUGAUGCGCAUCAUGAUUCAAUUUUUCCGACACCAGAAUUUAUUAUAAAUACAAAUAAAAUUGGAUCAAAUUCGGCGAAUCUUUAUUCCAUGCCAGAUCCUUGCAUAAUAAAUGUAGAUAAUUUGCACAUAGGAAUAACAUCAGUUGAUAUUCUUAGACAUCUUGGACAACAAGAAGUAUCGAAUACACCUGGAAUGGAUAGGCUUGGUCGGUUAGCUGAUCAUAUAUUGUCUCAAACUACAUUCUAUCCUUUGUAUCCUCCUUUUUCUGGCUUAAAUCUUGAUACAACACUUUGGACAAAAUACGCUUGUUUUGAGCGGCAACCACAUAUAUUGAUUUUACCUUCCGAUGUGAAACAUUAUUGCAAAUUAUUAAAUGAAUCUCUCGUUUUAAAUCCAGAGCGAUUGCGAAAGUAUAUCUAUGCUAAAUUAUACAUACGAUCAGUGAAUAAUAAGAAAUGGGAUCCAAACAAUAUAUCUUGUGAAAUUGCAAAAGUCUAAAUAUAAGCGUUUUUGUUUUUUUGCAAAAUAAAUCGUAAAAAGAUAAAAAAA